CAACGCAAUCCGAUCCUGUUGUUUCGAGAUGUACAGGAGAUGGUUGUUGGACGGGUCCGGGACACUGCCGAAUUCCUCGACUCAGAUGAGCACACGCGUGUCAUCUCGUUGUCGCUGCUUCCCGCUCACUACAUUCAGCAGACCACAGAUUAUCGGUAA
Molecule: messenger RNA, 159 nt
Organism: Protopolystoma xenopodis
Lineage: Eukaryota; Metazoa; Platyhelminthes; Monogenea; Polystomatidea; Polystomatidae
Source: the annotation of a GenBank genome assembly